ACAUGGAGGAGCUGAGCGCCGUGGGAGAGCAGGUUUUUGAUGCCGAGUGCAUCCUGAACAAGCGGCUGAGGAAGGGAAAGUUGGAGUUUCUGGUGAAGUGGAGGGGAUGGUCAUCCAAACACAACAGCUGGGAGCCUCAAGAAAACAUCCUGGACCCGCGGCUGCUGGCUGCCUUCAACAAAAAAGAGCAAGAAAAGGAGCUCCUGAUGCUUAAACGAGGAAAACGGCCCCGAGGACGACCACGGAAGAUCAUAGAGAACGUUCCGGAGACCCCGAAGUCCAGCAGCUCCUCGUGCUCCUCGUCCUGCAUGAGCUCCAACUCCUCGUCCUCCAGCUCGUCCUCGUCGUCGUCCUCGGAGGAAGAGGAGGACGAUGACGACGAGGAGGACGGGGGGGGGCAGGCCAUGCAGGCGAGCCCCCCCGUCCGGACCAGAGACCUGCACCCCGUCCCCCAGCAGAAGGCCCAGAUCGUCAUGGCGAAGCCGGAGCCGCCCAAGAAGCGGAGCAGGAAGCCCGUCUCCCCGCCGCCGCCGCCCAAGGACUUCCAGCAGAACAAGGGCCCGCGCCGGGUCCUGAAGGCCACCAAGGACGGGGAUCUGCCCGGCGCCAUCAAGAAGCCCGUCCACCCGGCCAGCUUCACCUUCAUGGGCUUCCACCGCGGCUCGCCCCGGGAGGCCGUGGCGGGGCCGACCCGGCCCCUGCCGGCUCAGGGAGGGGUGGGCGCCGCGGCGCCAGGCAGGGCCUCCGUUCAGACCUCCCCCCUGAGCAAAUCCAGCCAGGGCCGGAGCGCCCACGCCGCGGGGAAGCUGCCCGUCUCCGGGCCGGGCCUCGCCCUGAAAGCAGCCGCCGGCAAAUCCAAAGGUGUGGCGGCGCUGAAUCUGAAUACUUCCAAACAUCCCACGCAGGGAACCACCCAGCACACGCUGAGCCCGCCCGGCGGACUAAAGAAGGCCCCGCCCCCUUCGCCUGCGGCGCCGCGGAUGCUCGGCGCCAAGGCGGCGGCGAGCCUGCCGUCGAAGGGCGCCGCCGGCGGUCCCGGAUCUCAGCCCCUCAACCUCCAGAACAAACUCUCCCAGGGCGCCGACGGCCCCGGAAACGGAGCCGCCGCCGCGCCGGACCAGAGGAACCCGGCGCGGAAGACCGCCGCCUCGCUGAGUCAGGGGGGCGACCCUCCGAAAACGCCCGGGAGACCGCCGGCCAGGAAAGGAGACAAGGCCAAUGAAAACCAGACCCCUAGAGUCCAGGCCCGGCUGGACAAGUCCUGCACGGAACUCCAGAGCCAGCAGGAGAGGGCGGUGGCGGCGGCGCCGAAAGGCGGCAAGAAGGCCAAAAUGACCGACAUGAGCACGGGCGAGGAGGAGAGCAGCUCGGACUCGGACCACGACUCCUCCUACGCCUCCGUCGCCGCCCAGAUCCAGGACUGGAAGCCGCCGCGCAGCCUGAUCGAGCACGUGUUCGUGACGGACGUCACGGCCAACCUGGUCACCGUCACCGUCAAGGAGUCGCCCACCAGCGUCGGCUUCUUCGGCCUCCGCAACUACUGACGGUUCGGACUAAAGACGUCGGACCGCCUCCGGGGAGCAGCGUCCUCCGGGUGGCCGGCGGAGCGGGUCGGGGGGUCCGGACCGCCUCUCGGCGGGGCGAGUGAAUCCGGACCGUGUCACGGGUGGAUCAGGGACUGAAUUACAGGGUUCAUUUAUUCUUCAUCUUUUAGUUGAGACAUUUUAGACGUUACAAAAUAGCUUAAAAAUACAGAUUCAGAUAUUGAUUGUAAUUAUUUAUUUGUUCUCGUCUAAAACCUGCCCCCCAUCAUAUCAAGAUCAAGAGUCCUCCACUAAGGACCAACUCGUCCAUCAUGUCCAUAUUUCAAGCAUCAUGAUAAAAGUUUGGGUCCAGCUGAUGCUGCAUUGAUGUUGCAUUGAUGCC
Messenger RNA from Cololabis saira (Pacific saury), 1926 nucleotides. Its product is annotated as chromobox protein homolog 2-like. NCBI's taxonomy places the organism in Eukaryota, Metazoa, Chordata, Actinopteri, Beloniformes, Belonidae. The transcript is spliced from 5 exons. The coding region runs from base 3 to 1544 and encodes 513 amino acids. Gene Ontology annotation, cellular component: heterochromatin; PRC1 complex. The record is from RefSeq and is a predicted model, not a curated record. Gene Ontology annotation, biological process: negative regulation of transcription by RNA polymerase II.